Ostreococcus tauri is the source of this 525-nucleotide messenger RNA. Its product is annotated as unnamed product. NCBI's taxonomy places the organism in Eukaryota, Viridiplantae, Chlorophyta, Mamiellophyceae, Mamiellales, Bathycoccaceae. Bases 1 to 525 code for a protein of 174 amino acids. The record is from RefSeq and is a predicted model, not a curated record. The transcript has a single exon.
AUGGGCGCGACGUCCACGAAUGGGCUCGAUGUGCGCGCGCGCGCGAGGACAUCCGCGAGCGAAUGCGUCGCGGCGGAGGACUCGAGAGAGGCACCGUCGUGCGCGACGCGAGCGCACGCGUUAGAGAUGGAGGAGAGUGGAUCGAUCCUGACCGCGUACGAUAGUGGGAAAGCGCGCACGGACGCGAGCGAGACGACGCCGAAGACGCAGCGCGCGGCGAAGAGACGAGCCAUCGAGGCGGCGUGCGCGGUGGACGUGGCCGAAGAGAAGAAGAGGAGAGAGAGAAUGGGAACCAUGCUCGAUCCUGACUUUGAUUUCUCAUCGUUUCCGAUCACGCUACCGGCUGAAGUACGAGGGGAGUCAGCCGACGGAAGUAGCGCGCGCGCCAUGUUGCACUGUCGCGGUUGUCGACGAAAUCUUCGUAUAGACUUGCACUUCGAUACGGACAAAAAGACGUGUAGACAGUGUUUGAGCCGACAACGGCUAAAGUGGAGAAAGACGACGCACAAAUCGGCCAACGCGUGA